AUGAACUUAAUCACAACAAUUAUUGCCAUCGCUUCUAUCCUGUCUGUUGUUUUAAUUAUUGUAUCAUUUUGACUACCCUUAAUUAACCCAGACCAUGAAAAGCUCUCUCCGUAUGAAUGCGGCUUUGACCCUCUAGGAACAGCCCGUUUACCCUUCUCCCUCCGAUUUUUCCUCAUCGCAAUUCUUUUUCUUCUUUUUGACCUAGAAAUUGCCCUUCUGUUACCACUCCCCUGGGGAGACCAGUUAUCAUCACCCCUUCUUACUUUUUUAUGAGCCUCAGCCGUCCUUAUUAUUCUCACCUUGGGGUUAAUUUAUGAAUGACUUCAAGGAGGCCUAGAAUGGGCCGAAU
This is a messenger RNA of Chelmon rostratus (copperband butterflyfish), 349 nucleotides long. Lineage: Eukaryota; Metazoa; Chordata; Actinopteri; Chaetodontiformes; Chaetodontidae. The record is from the annotation of a RefSeq genome assembly.